GUUCUGGCUGGGUAGCAGACUAUAGGUGGUGUGGGUGAAAUUUGGGACUGGUUUAAGGCGGGGACAAGACCCAGAACACAGGCUUCCUUGUGCUGCUGGAGAGGGAGGGCAGGAGGGAACUGGAGACCCUGUUCCUCCCUUAGGCACUCUCUUGCUUACAGUCCACGAUGGCUUGGUCCUUGGUGUUCCUUGGUGUUGUCUUGCUGUCUGCCUUCCCAGGUCCUAGUGUUGGGGGCCACCUGAUGCCCAAGCUGGCUGACUGGAAGCUGUGUGCUGACGAGGAAUGCAGCCACCCCAUCUCCAUGGCUGUGGCCCUUCAGGACUACGUGGCCCCCGACUGCCGUUUCCUGACCAUACGCCAGGGCCAAGUCGUGUAUGUCUUCUCCAAGCUGAAGGGCCGAGGGCGGCUCUUCUGGGGAGGCAGUGUUCAGGGAGAUUACUAUGGAGACGUAGCUGCUCGCCUGGGUUAUUUCCCCAGUAGCAUUGUACGUGAAGACCAGACCCUGAAGCCUGGCAAAACUGAUGUGAAGACAGAUAAAUGGGAUUUCUACUGCCAGUGAGCUCAGUCUACCGCUGUCUCUGCUGUUGUUUUUCGCUGACUUUAUGCAAAUACAUCAGCCAAGUGCAAAC
Messenger RNA from Lipotes vexillifer (Yangtze River dolphin), 630 nucleotides. RefSeq names its product MIA SH3 domain containing (gene MIA). The record is from RefSeq and is a predicted model, not a curated record. The transcript has 4 exons. Gene Ontology annotation, molecular function: protein binding. The coding region runs from base 168 to 560 and encodes 130 amino acids. Gene Ontology annotation, biological process: extracellular matrix organization. NCBI's taxonomy places the organism in Eukaryota, Metazoa, Chordata, Mammalia, Artiodactyla, Lipotidae.